AUGCUGACUCUCCUAGUGGCGGUUGUGUUGGCGCUGGCGGAGACUUCCCUCGCAGCGACCGUGGGCGUCGGCGUGGUCCCCGGGUCCCCAGCGGCGGCGGCGGCAGCGGCGGCCAUCGGCCGACGGGCCGUGGGGGUCGGCGUCGUCCCCGGGACCACGGUGGUGACCGGCGGGGCGCCGGCAGUGCUCAGCCCCGGCGGGGGCGUCACCACCAUCGUGAAGCCCGCCCAGCUGCCUGUGAUCCCGCAGUACGCGCGCACCUUCGGCUCCUUCUCGGGCGCGCUGUCCGGCUACAUCCGCGACCAGUGGGAGAACCGCGACGGCUCGUUCGUCCGCGGCGGCUACUCCCUGGUGGACGCCGACGGCUCCCUGGUGGUGGUGGAGUACUCGUCCGACCCCAUCAACGGCUUCCGCGUCAUGGUGAAGCGCAGCGGCUUCGCCGACUACUUCCUGGACUCCGUCGUCCUGGGCGGCCCGCUGCCCGGCGGCUACCUGCCGCCGUUCUACAGUGACUACGGCUUCGACUACAGCGACGACUACUACGGCUACGACUACGACGCCUACUACGGCGGCCUCGACUACGACCUGGACUUCGUGCCGUCCUACUACAGCAGCCUGGACUACGACACGUACGCGCCGACCUACCUCGACUCCUACGACUACGACCUCGACCUGGACUACCGCCGGCGCCGGCGUCGCUCCGCCGCGUCCUCCUCCUCGUCGUCGUCGUCCUCGUCGUCGGCGUCCUCAUCGCGGUCCUGACUCUCGCGCCGACUGAUGCAAGCACGGACAGGGCGCGAGGGCCGGGCCGCUUUGCGAUCCCAGUCCCGGUCUCAUUUCCAAACGGUCCAGCGGGUUGCGUGGCGGGGCCAUGGGCAGAGCCAUGGGCAGAGCGCCGCCUCAAGCCGCC
This is a messenger RNA of Thrips palmi, 910 nucleotides long. Its product is annotated as cuticle protein 18.6-like. Lineage: Eukaryota; Metazoa; Arthropoda; Insecta; Thysanoptera; Thripidae. The record is from RefSeq and is a predicted model, not a curated record. The transcript is spliced from 3 exons. Bases 1 to 762 code for a protein of 253 amino acids.